AUGUUGUCCAUUCUGAGAAAAGCACGUCUCAAAGACAAGGAGAUGCGAAUCCUGAUGCUAGGCCUCGAUAAUGCGGGAAAGACUACGAUUGUCAAGAAGAUUAUGGGCGAAGACGUCAACACCGUAAGCCCGACAUUGGGCUUCAUCAUCAAGACUAUAGACUACGAUGGAUACAAGCUAAACAUUUGGGACGUGGGUGGGCAAAAGACACUACGCUCAUACUGGCGGAAUUACUUUGAAAAGACAGAUGCGUUGAUCUGGGUCGUCGAUGCCACAGAUCGACUGCGAAUCGAGGAUUGCAGAGAGGAGCUCCACGGCCUGCUGCAAGAAGAGGUUCGUGCCAACGGCGAGGAUGGGGAGGACGACGACGACACCGAUUAUCUGGAGCAAGUUUGCUCGUGUUUGCCAACAAGACCGACGUCAACGGAUGCAUGGACGAGCAGGAAAUUCUUCAAGUUGGGUGCUCCGGGACAACCACAUCUUGGACCAUUACUAGGGGGAGUCGAGCUGACGUAUUUCAUCCAGGGGCUGCAAUUGGAGGCGAUUAGAACACAUCGCUGGCACGUCCUGCGAUGCAGUGCCAUGACAGGCAGUAACCUCAAGGAAGGCCUUGCUUGGGUGGUGGACGACGCAAAGAAGAGGCUGUUCCUGUACUAG
Messenger RNA from Colletotrichum paranaense, 657 nucleotides. RefSeq names its product ADP-ribosylation factor 4. Gene Ontology annotation, biological process: protein folding. Gene Ontology annotation, molecular function: GTP binding; GTPase activity. The coding region runs from base 1 to 657 and encodes 218 amino acids. Gene Ontology annotation, cellular component: cytoplasm; microtubule cytoskeleton. The record is from RefSeq and is a predicted model, not a curated record. The transcript has 5 exons. NCBI's taxonomy places the organism in Eukaryota, Fungi, Ascomycota, Sordariomycetes, Glomerellales, Glomerellaceae.